Gopherus flavomarginatus (Mexican gopher tortoise) is the source of this 4482-nucleotide messenger RNA. RefSeq names its product FAM161 centrosomal protein A (gene FAM161A). Gene Ontology annotation, biological process: cilium organization. The coding region runs from base 15 to 2324 and encodes 769 amino acids. Gene Ontology annotation, cellular component: ciliary basal body; photoreceptor connecting cilium; cilium. NCBI's taxonomy places the organism in Eukaryota, Metazoa, Chordata, Testudines, Testudinidae. The transcript is spliced from 7 exons. The record is from RefSeq and is a predicted model, not a curated record.
CCAGCCCGGGAGCCAUGGACGCGGCGCAGCGAGCUGCGCUCCUCACCGCCUCCUGCCUCAGGACACCCGUGAACCCGCGCACCAGGGCGCCGCUGGCUCUGUACGAGCGGGAGAGGCGCCCGCCGGCCGCGGCGGAACAGCAGGAUGAGUUUGACUUGGACUGUAAUACUGAGAGACAGCAAAGCCCGACUCUAAGUGGGGACUGUGAGGACUGGAUAGACUUUCCCAAAAUGUGCCACUCAAAUCAGGAAUAUUACUUGAAGCUGGAAGAGCUGAAGAAUGCCCACCUGGAGACAAUGGCAAAACUGGAAAACAUGUAUCAGAAUAAGCUGCAUUUGAAAGGAGUACAGCCCCUGGACAAUAAGGAUGCUGCUCCUAGUUUGUGUUAUAGAUCAAUAUGGGAUAAGAGCUCAUUUCGGCCUCUGAAUUUGCAUAAAUCUUUUUCUGAGCCUGACUUAAAUGAUCUAUCCUAUUCAAGUUUAUCUGAUGGGUCUGAUGCAGAAUUAGAGUUGGAAGAAGAAAAUGGUAGUGAAACUGAGUCACUGAGAUUUGCUAAGGAGCAGAUCGAAAAAAUGUGGGAUGGGUUUUCUGUGGAGGACUAUGUCUAUCACACUAAACGUAGCUUACCAAAUUCACCAACGUUCAGAAUGAUGGGAAAGAAGCAGAAAGAGUGGUCACCAAAGGUCACUGUGCCUAAGCCUUUCCAGAUGACUAUUCGAGAAGCUAAGAAAAAACAACAGAAUGUCAAAUCAAAGUCACAGAUAGAAAUGGAAAAUAGUUUAUUGAAGAAACAACUAGAGGAAGAAGCAGAGUGUCAAAAGAAAUUCAGAGCCAAUCCUGUGCCUGCUUCUGUCUUCCUUCCGCUCUAUCGUGAAAUAAUGGAAAGAAAUGAAGAACGCAGGAAGUUUGUGAAAGAGAGAAGCAAAGAUAUUCUUUUAGCCUCUCAGAGACCAUUUCAGUUUAUCAAGAGGGAGGAGCAAAGGAAAGAAAUUAGGGAAAUGCAAUUAAAAGACCUUUCAUUGCCUGAAAAAAAACCAAAAUUAUUCCAAGCAAAACCUGUCCCUAAAUCUGUUUACAGUCAAGCCAUUAAUGAUAAGUUAAAAGAAGAAGAGCUCUAUAGAGAAAUUAGGAUCCAAAUGAGAGCUGAAGAGUUGCUACGUAAUUCUUCUCUUCCCAACAGCAGACUGGCUAGUAGAACUAUCAAUAAACAGAGGAAACAAAAAGAAGAACUGGAGCAUAAACCAAGGCUCAAAUCUAGGGUUCCAGACUUUGAAACACUGCACCAGAAAUUCCAGAAUAGGCUCCUAAAACAGAAACACGUGAAACACAUCACAGUUUGUGAACCCUUCAAUCUUCGUACUCCACGUAUCCCAUCCAACAAAGGGAAAAUUCUGCAGGACAUUCAAGCAGAUGAAGAAACAUUAAAAGAAACACGCUGGCCAUAUGCCUCCCCAAGAUGUAAACCUCGAACAAGGUGUUCAAGUGCAAAUUCAUCUCCUUUGGGACCUGAGGAAUCUAAAACUCCAAGAAUCACAGAGUCUACCAAAAGACGAAUACAAGCUAUAAGGAAAUCCCUUGAGGAAAAGAGAAAGCUGGAAGAAGAGCAAAAAAGGAUCAGAGCAAAGCAGAAACAAAGAGUGAAAAAACUGCAAAAACUUAUAACAACCCGGGCUGAGGCCAAUGACCCACAUCAGAGCCUAGCUCGGAUGUCUAAAUCCAAAUUAAAAAUAAUCAGGAAUCAUGAGAAGCAAAGAAUGCAAGAGUAUCUGCGGGAGCGGGAAGAAAUGGAAGAAAGAGUAAAGCAGAGGCCAUUGCUUUUGGAAAGAGCCACUCAGAAGAAUGCCAGAAUAGCAGCAGAAAAGCAUUACUCUGAUAUACUGAGAGAACUGGGGAUUUGUGAGGACUUCCUUUCAAAAAAACGUCAAACUGCUAAAUUGCUGGACCAGUCCAAUGCUAAAGGCUUUGGAAGCUGCAUUGAAGACAGAGAAAGUCUUAAUGAAGAUAAAGUUCAAGAAAGAGAAUCCUGUGAUGGGAAGAAAGCACAUCCUCACUAUGACCAAUCCUGUGAGGAGGCGGAAGAGGAGAAAGCAAGCUCGGAGUCUCACCAAUCCUGUGAGGAGGAGGCAAGCUCGGAGUCUCACCAAUCCUGUGAGGAGGAGGAAGAGGAGGAGGCAAGCUCAGAGUCUCACCAAUCCUGUGAAGAGGAGGAAGAGGAGAAGGCAAGCUCUCAGUCUGAUCAUGAUGAUGAGGGUGUUGUGGAAUGUGGGGAGGAUAAGUAUGAAGAUGGUUUAGAAGAAAAACCUAGUAAUGCUGAAGCUAACUGAAAGGAAGGAAGGCAGACUUACUUCUCUUACUGCCUUGGAGCUCAACACACAUUUUACUGCUGGCAAUGGGUAUACUAAAGAAAAACCUGACUCUUGGUGCUAUGGGCAUUUUGAACUGCAUACGUGUAGGUCUUGUGUGAAUUUCCAUUUGUCCGCAUAAUAUAACUUCUAAUGCUGAAUUUGCUUUUUUUUCCAGUAAGAAAACAUUAUCAUUACUCAUUUCCAUUAGCAGUUGCACUUGUCAGUGUAUGCUUUAUUCUACACUUUCAUUGCAUGAGCGCAUUUCUCUGUUCAGAAAUACUAACCACAGUUUAAAACUCACUUCUUCCAUUCCUGUUGGCUAAUACUUAGGCUUUUACAUUUUCAGCUCUUUGCCUUCAUCCUGACAAAAUAAGGUGGGAAGCAGUCAUCAGGAAGGAGAAACAGUGGCAUUACUCCAUAAGCAAAGAUCGUAGAGAAACAUUACCUCUCAUUUCAGUACUUCUAGGAUCUGCUCAGUUUUAACCAGCCCUGAAUACAUUUUCCCAUUAUGGCAGUGGAAAUUUGGGUAUAACUCUCAUUAUGGAUGAUGAUGGGAAUUACUUGUGUAAAUCCUCUGGCCAUCAUUGGCCAAGUGGUAGCCAGGGACACCAAAGUGCCAACUUACUAUGCAGUUGGACUGUCCUUGCAACUGCUUAAUGAAUGCUCCUUUUAAUAUUAUUUAUUAAUAGCACCCCGCAUACUAAGGGUCUUGGGACACUGAACAGGAUAACAAAACCAUGACUAAUAUACAAUAAACACAUACAGAGCCCCUCAUUAAACUUCUAUGGGACUUUGUAAUGCUAAAAGAAGGGAGGGGGAACGAAUUUGUAGCAUGAACUUCAGAAGCAGUAUUUGUAUUUUUGUUAGACUGUGGAUUAUGUAUUAGAACAAAUGUCUAAUCCAGGGGUAAGCAACCUAUGGCACUUGUGCCGAAGGUGGCACGCGAGCUGAUUUUCAGUGGCACUCAGACUGCCCAGGUCCUGGCCACCGGUCCAGGGGGGCUCUGCAUUUUAAUUUAAUUUUAAAUUAAGCUUCCUAAACAUUUUUAAAACCUUAUUUACUUUACAUACAAUAGUUUAGUUAUAUAUUAUAGACUUAGAGAAAGAGACCUUCUAAAAAUGAUAAAAAUGUAUUACUGGCACACGAAAUCUUAAAUCAGAGUGAAUAAAUGAAGACUCGGCGACCACUUCUGAAAGGUUGCCCGACCCUUGGUCUAAUCAAAGCUCCAAAAUUGCGUUCUCUGUAUAUCAUCUUUAAUCUCUUUUAAGAACCAUUCCAAGAUCACGUGAAAUAAUUCAUUAUAAUGUAAUAAUGCAGAUUAAAACUAAUGUUCGUUAGUUUCUUUAUUGAGAUAGUUAACAGAUGCUGUAAAUCAAGAAAUUAUUACAUGUGUGAAAAAUACAACACUUGCAGCUGUAUUUAAUUAUUUUUUUUGAGUGAAUAGUAGAAAAGGGGUUUAGUAAACUUAAGUAGUCUUUCUCCUUGUAUUUGCUACUCAGCCCAUCAGCGUUCUUAGGCUACUCCUGAAAUAAGAACCCAAAUGAAAACAUGAAUGCUUCAUAUGGAAAGCAAAUUCUGGUUCCCUCUCCUAUUCUGUGCCUGGCCUUCCUGCUGUUCUCAGUCAUUGCCAACGUAGGGACGGAAAAGAGAAAUAUAUCUCCAUAAUAAUAAGCAGCUGCUGAAGAGCUUCAAAUGAUAGUUUGCAAGCUAAAUAAAGGAUGAUGCAAAAUAUCUACACACACCGCAUACAUCCAAAACAUCUUGGGUAACUGGCACAUAUUAGUAAGUUGCAUUUUUGUCUGAAUACUGAAUUAAAAGUGGUUUCAGAUGCUUUUGUAAUCAAGUAUUAGGGUUUUAUUUUCCUUUUUUCUAACAAAUUUUGCAAUACUGUUAGUCAGAUUAUUUCUUAUUUGGUUAGAUCUGCAUCAGAAGACUUUCACUAACAUUUGAAUUCAGAUGAAGUAUAUAUAAUUGUCAUGUUUCUGACAACUGAAAUUUAAGCACAGAUGUGUUAAAUUUUGAAAAGUUAAUUUUAAUACUUGAACUUUGUUUUUUUUUAAAAUAAAAUAUUCCUUUGAAGUGUAUAUGUGUAAAUGUAGUAAUAUAAAAUAAACGUAUGUUAAUAUCUGACAAUGAA